Prorocentrum cordatum is the source of this 315-nucleotide messenger RNA. NCBI's taxonomy places the organism in Eukaryota, Dinophyceae, Prorocentrales, Prorocentraceae. The record is from the annotation of a GenBank genome assembly.
AUGGCCGUCGAGGGGACGGGAGGUGCAGGCGGGCGCCAUCACGAGCACAGCACUUGCUGCACCCAGCUGGCAGCAGACCCUGAAUGUUCAGGGAGAGACAUGUUUCAUUUGAAUUCCUGUCGUCUCGCGAACGUUGGCCCCACAUCUACGUUUUGCCAGAGCGAUUUUGAGUGGCAUCGUGCGUUGGUUUUUUACAUUGGCACCUUUAGUUGGCCGAUGAGGCGAUUUGCGCGUUUUGAACGUCGACGGGUGGACCCCUCGAAUGAUACCAGUGCUGCAGAUAGCGCUAGAUCUCUGAAGUGGCAGACAUCUUGA